AUGAGUUCCCGGAAAUUACCGUUGUCAGCAAGAGCCAAGACCACUGCUUUGAAACAACCGAAAGAAGUGUUUACAUUUACUCGAGACAUCGAAGGUAAAUACCACUAUAACGCUGAACAUUCUCAUGAUGGAUUAUCCUAUUACUAUCUCCCAGACUCCAAAAUCGACACAAGAAUCGAUUUGCAACUGGGGUUUAAACACUUUAAACAAAUCCCACUCGAGGAGAAUUUGGGUGAUUUUCACCCAUUUCUUGAGGCUAUAAUGAAGUACGAACAAGAAGGCUCAUCGCGGUUGUCUGGGGAUAUUGUGACAUUUCGCGGUAUAAUGACCAAAAUUCUCUCUUUGCCAUAUAAUCUUACGGACCCGUUGGAUUUGGUUAUCGUGCCAUUUGAUGGGCAGCUAUUCAUAAACUUUGACUUUGAGAUUGAACUCAAGAGACGCCAGGAACAAGAAGAUCGCACUCGACAAACUACAACAAAGGAAAAAUACGAACAUUUGAAGAAGUUGGAAUAUUCAGGAUACAAGUUCGAAGCGAUUGCCACCAUCCCAGACACAUGGGCGAAUGUUUCUCGCAAAACAAUAGAGAGUCGACAUAAAAAACAUGUGAAUAAUUAUGAACAAUUCAUGUCGGUUAUCAAAACAGGUAUAGGUAAUCAAAAGCUUAUCCUUGCCGGCGAAGUUGAUUGUUGUUGGGACUAUGUCCCUGAACAACCUAGUCAGAUAUUGAACCAUUAUGUCGAAUUAAAAACACUGCGUGUUAUCGAAACAAACAAUCAGGUGGUCAAUUUUGAAAAAAAACUAUUCAAGACUUGGUGCCAGUGUUUUCUAAUGGGUGUGGGUAAAGUAGUUUAUGGGUUCCGUGAUGAUUCUUUGAUACUUCGUAAUGUCGAGUUUUACAAUACGGAAGAAAUCCCCGUAAUGAUCAAAAAUAAUCCAUUAAACAGUACACCACAAGGCCAACAAAAUAAGAUCAACUGUACCAGCGCUUUAAAAUGGUACGGCGCUGUUGUUGAAUGGUUGAACGAUUCUAUCGAUAAGAACGAUGAACUGAAGAGCUAUAGUUUGAAAUAUAGUCCCUUGCACAAGACUUUUAGCUUGGACGAAAUCAAAGGUGAAAAGAAUGAUCAAUUGAGAAAUGGUGGCCUAUUGAGCGAAGAAUUCAAGACAUGGAGAGUUCUGCAGAGGAAAAACCAGUUGAGCUAG
Messenger RNA from Lodderomyces elongisporus, 1203 nucleotides. RefSeq names its product decapping nuclease (gene RAI1). Gene Ontology annotation, cellular component: nucleus; cytosol. Bases 1 to 1203 code for a protein of 400 amino acids. NCBI's taxonomy places the organism in Eukaryota, Fungi, Ascomycota, Pichiomycetes, Serinales, Debaryomycetaceae. The transcript has a single exon. The record is from RefSeq and is a predicted model, not a curated record. Gene Ontology annotation, molecular function: mRNA 5'-diphosphatase activity. Gene Ontology annotation, biological process: nuclear-transcribed mRNA catabolic process; NAD-cap decapping.